AGAGUUUUGUUUUGUCAAAAAAAAAACAAAAGUGUGAAAUACUGAGAUCUUCUUCAACCUAAUUUCAGUUUCCUGGAGGAAAAACUUUGAUACAAUCAGCAAGUUUGGUUGGGAAACGUGAAUAUUAGAUUGAAAUCUCGUUUCCCAUUCGUUUCCGGGAUGAAUUCAGUUUCAAACACGUCUCCAUUUUUCUGAAACGGUUUCGGCGCGUUCCGAAACCGUUUCCCGGUUUCCCCGUUCCAGGACGUUUCGGAAACGGUAAGUCGUGAUUUUUUUGGCGUUUCCGUGCUUCGUAGGUAUACACUUUCACGACUCCCCUCUCUCCAGUCUCCACCAGUCUCACUCUUCACUAUCCCUGGAGAAUAAAAUACCGCCAUUGUUGCCGGAUACGAGCUUCCUUCCCCAAUCUCGUUCUAGGGUUUCAACUCAACUUGAUUUCCACCUUCUUCCUCACAUUGACAUCAAUUUCACCCUCACAAUAUCGAAGCCAUGGUUGAUCCAAUACACAGGAAUCAGAAGAAAGGCAAAAUUACCCAAGAAGACGUAUGCAAUAUCUUGCAAAGAUACUCGGCUGGGACAUUGUUAGCAUUACUCAAAGAAAUAUUGCAACAUGCAGACGAAAAGAUUGAUUGGCAGGUGUUAAUGGCAAAGACGGAGACAGGGAUUAAGAGUGCGAGGGAGUAUCAAAUGUUGUGGCGGCAUGUGGCAUAUGGCCAAACCUUGACUGAUAACAUUUGUGCAGAACAAAUAACUCAGGACAAUGACAGUGACCUGGAAUAUGAAGUGGAAGCUUGUCCCACUGUGAGUAGCACGGAUGCUAUGGAGGCUUCUAAUUGUGUUAAGGUUCUCACCUCUGGCUCAGCCAACAAGUCUCGCAUGUCCAACAACUCAAGUUUUGAGGUGCCAAAAGUCUCUUUAGAAAAUGUACAAGUUCGAAAACGACCACAAGCUGCAGGGACCUCUAUUGAGGGAUUGCAUGCAAAUGGAACAACAAGCAACACCCAGAAGAAAAGAAAACUGCCAUGCUCAGAGGAGGAAGACAUAGAACUAAUUGCUACUGUUAAGAAAGGAGAAGUAAAGGGAGAGAGCAAUACUACACAUCGUGCCCAGAAGGCAAAUACUAAUAGGAAGAAACAGGGGAGCGUGAAUAUUGGAGGUGCCAACACAGCUCUUUCAAAACUUUCCGCAGCAAUGCAGGCUACUAAUUAUGCAAUUGAUUUGUUUGCUGGCCCAUCAUCAAGUUCUGCCACUGGUUGUAAUGGACAUGGUGGUUCUAAUACUGAGGCAGCAUUCCAACCGAAAGUGGAACCUUCAACAAUGGGCACCUUAACAAAGUUGGGUCCUAAAAGAAAUGGAAUCGCAGCACCACAAUCUAGUGCCUUCACUGAUUUAGAUUUAGAUUUAGCUGCAAAAGCUGCAGGGGGGCGCGUUGCUAGUCCUUCAGAAGCGUCUCGAUUAAAGGCUGAACAGUCGAAAACUGUACAUAUUAUCUGCAGUGGAUUAACAAUGACACCACCAACUUCGGUGGCUGUUGGAGGAGGUCAACAAGCCAAGGGUAGUGCAAUUGUGCCAGUGUCUCAGGCUUCAAAGGGAAAGGGGAAAGCCACAUCUGUUGUAAAAACAGAGCGAAUUAGUGAUGCUCAACCAUUACCAAUGGUUGUGCAACAGUGUUCAAUUCAACAAUCAAAUGCUAAAUCGGUGACCAGAAUCCAAGAAGACGCAGUACUAUGAACAAGCAUUCCAUUUGUGUAGCAUCGCACAAGGCUUUACUCAUCUCGGUUGUUAAUGGGGUGCCGGAAAGACAGAGCUUUGAAAGUGAAGAUGAUUUGCUGGAGCUAGAAAUAUCUAACCAAAUGAACAUGUAGAUAUAGUACUGUGUUUAGCCUAAAGUUAUGUAAAUUCUCUCAAAAGAUUCUCUGUUUUUUCCUAGCUGUCUAUGCUGAAAUUUUGUUAGGGAACCGUGCUAGCCGGUUUGUCCCUGCUCUCCCUCUCUCUUGGGGAGAGGAGAGGUAACGUCGUAAAAUAUGGUGAAGGUGAUUUUCCGAGGAAUAAUAUGAUGUUAGAUAUUUGACUGAA
This is a messenger RNA of Spinacia oleracea (spinach), 2076 nucleotides long. RefSeq lists its product as uncharacterized. The coding region runs from base 490 to 1731 and encodes 413 amino acids. NCBI's taxonomy places the organism in Eukaryota, Viridiplantae, Streptophyta, Magnoliopsida, Caryophyllales, Amaranthaceae. The record is from RefSeq and is a predicted model, not a curated record. The transcript is spliced from 6 exons.